Messenger RNA from Mucor velutinosus, 252 nucleotides. RefSeq lists its product as uncharacterized. Bases 1 to 252 code for a protein of 83 amino acids. The transcript has a single exon. Lineage: Eukaryota; Fungi; Mucoromycota; Mucoromycetes; Mucorales; Mucoraceae. The record is from RefSeq and is a predicted model, not a curated record.
AUGAAGCUUUGUGGUAUUAGCACAGCUGUAUAUGCAGUUCUCUCGGUGGCACUUCAAUUGAGUCAAGCAGCAACGACUGCCUCUGCCUGUGAUCCCACUACAUGUAAACUGCCAAACUGUCUCUGUCCUUCAUUAUCACCUCCAAAUGGAAUGAAUGCUUCUGAUGUUCCUCAAUUUGUUACCAUUACAUUUGAUGAUUCCAUUCAACCUGAAUUGCUAGCUACUGCAAAAGAUCUCUUGAAUGUCAAGUAA